AGGAAAAAGUUUCUCCAGUGAAAAUCAGCGAUCGAAAAUAGCUUUCCAACUGCUUCUUCCUCCUCUUCUCCUUCUCCAUCUUCUCCUCCUAGCUGUCUCCAUCGCCACUCUCUGCUUUCUCUCUGCCUUCGCUGUCCGUUCCAAGUCCUGCUCGAAGUCCAAAGCCAGCUGCGGUGGCACUGGCGGCGCUCGUGAAAUGACGGCCACCAUGGAGAGCUUGAUCGGGCUGGUGAACAGAAUCCAGAGAGCUUGCACUGUCCUCGGAGACUACGGCGGCGACGCCGCCGCCUCCCUGCCUACUCUCUGGGAGGCUCUCCCGUCCGUCGUGGUUGUCGGCGGUCAGAGUUCUGGUAAAUCGUCGGUGUUGGAGAGCAUUGUCGGCCGUGAUUUUCUGCCCAGGGGAUCAGGGAUUGUGACCAGGCGACCUUUGGUUCUCCAACUCCACAAAACAGAGCCAGGGCAACAAGAUUAUGCUGAAUUUUUGCACCUGCCAAGGAAAAAAUUCACAGACUUUGCUCUGGUUCGUGAUGAAAUUCAGGCUGAAACCGAUAGAGUGACUGGGAAAACAAAGCAGAUUUCUCCGGUCCCUAUCCAUCUUAGUAUCUCUUCUCCUAAUGUUGUCAACUUAACUUUGACAGACUUGCCUGGUUUGACCAAGGUUGCUGUUGAGGGACAACCAGAGAGUAUUGUCAUAGACAUUGAAAACAUGGUUCGUUCUUAUGUUGAAAAGCCUAACUGUAUCAUCUUGGCAAUAACUCCGGCAAAUCAAGAUAUAGCAACAUCUGAUUCUAUCAAGCUUGCCAGAGAUGUAGAUCCUACAGGUGAAAGGACAUUUGGAGUGUUGACGAAGCUUGAUCUGAUGGACAAGGGCACAAAUGCAAUAGAGGUUCUUGAAGGAAGAUCCUAUCGGCUUCAACACCCUUGGGUUGGGAUUGUGAACCGUUCCCAAGCUGAUAUAAAUAGGAAUGUUGACAUGAUUGCUGCUCGUCGGAAGGAAAGGGAGUUCUUUGCUACAAGUCCUGAUUAUGGACACCUGGCCAGUAAAAUGGGUUCCGAAUACCUUGCAAAACUUCUUUCUAAUCAUUUGGAAUCAAUUAUUAGAGCUCAACUACCAGGCAUAACAUCUCUGAUAAACAAAACCAUCGAUGAGCUUGAAAGAGAGUUGGAUCACUUGGGCAGACCUGUUGGUGUUGAUGCUGGGGCCCAGUUGUACACAAUCUUAGAGUUAUGCCGUGCAUUUGAUCGGAUAUUCAAGGAACACUUGGACGGGGGGAGACCUGGUGGUGCUCGUAUAUAUGGAGUUUUUGACAAUCAACUCCCUGCUGCUUUAAGGAAGCUUCCCUUUGAUCGCCAUCUCUCCCUUCAGAAUGUGAGAAAAGUGGUUUCAGAGGCAGAUGGUUAUCAGCCCCAUCUAAUAGCUCCAGAGCAAGGUUACCGAAGACUGAUUGAUAGUUCACUCAAUUAUUUCAGAGGCCCAGCUGAAGCAUCAGUCGAUGCUGUUCACUUCCUGCUGAAGGAGCUCGUCAGAAGGUCAAUCUCGGAAACUCGGGAAUUGAAGCGCUUCCCAACUCUUCAAGCUGAGAUUGCGGCAGCGGCCAAUGAAGCGCUGGAGAGGUUCCGUGAAGACAGCAACAGGACGACCUUACGACUUGUGGACAUGGAAUCCUCGUAUCUGACUGCUGAUUUCUUCCGAAGACUUCCACAGGAGAAGGAGAAGGGAGGGAACCCAGUUGCCACUGCUGGAGAUCGAUACUCCGAGGGUCACUAUCGUAGGAUCGGAUCAAAUGUUUCAUCUUACAUAGGAAUGGUGUCUGGGACACUUCGGAACACAAUCCCGAAGUCAGUGGUUCAUUGUCAAGUCAGAGAAGCAAAGCAAGCUUUACUAGAUCACUUCUAUGUUCAAGUGGGGCAGAAGGAGGGCAAGGAGCUUGCGGAGUUGUUGGAUGAAGAUCCUGCCCUGAUGGAGAGGAGGCAGCAGUGCACUAGGAGGCUCGAGUUGUACAAAUCUGCUCGGGAUGAGAUCGACUCAGUCUCGUGGGUGAGAGAAGUAUAAGGCGUUAAAUGUUUAGGAGCAGUUGCUGUGUUCGAUGUGUUUAUAUAGGGAAGUAGUGUUGUUCGUGUUGUGCUGCUUCUUGCUUUUCCUUUCUUUCUGAGAAUGUCUGUAUCCAAAGGGCCGGGAAACAGGUUUAAGAUCAAUGCUAAGUUUUGUUAUAUGAAUGCCAUGUUUAAUUUGCC
Molecule: messenger RNA, 2235 nt
Organism: Punica granatum (pomegranate)
Lineage: Eukaryota; Viridiplantae; Streptophyta; Magnoliopsida; Myrtales; Lythraceae
Source: RefSeq, a predicted model, not a curated record